AUGGCAGCAAGCAAUGCACAACCUGACACCGGUCUCUAUACCCAAAACAGCCAGAAUCAGAAAUCCCCGUCGCCCCAGGCCCAGCAUCGCCGCGGUUAUCAGGCAUGCGACCCUUGUCGGAAACGCAAGGUGAAGUGUGAUCUUGGCAGUGUCGACAAUCCCCGUCCUCCGCCCUGUGUACGAUGUCGUCGCGAAAGCAAGCGCUGCGAGUUCUCCGCCACCCGGCGCAAGCGCAAACCCUCGGAAGUCGAGGAGACCGUAGAUGGCGUACUCCGACGCGAUAAGAGGAUGAUGAUCGGGGAUCCCGCAUCCAAUGAUUCUCCUAGUGAUGGAUCGUCGUCCUAUGCGCAACCUGAACCGGCGUCGUUUGAGAGUAAUAGUGCCAUUCCGCAGCAGAAGUGGUCGUCCGAGCAAUCACCCACGGCCACCUCCCAGGUACCCCAGCCCACUACCAGCAGCCAUCAGUUCACGUCAAAUACCCCUUCAUCUACCACACACUUCCCCGAUGCACGGAAUACUCGACUGGUAUACCCCUUGGGGGACCGAACAACCAGUUAUGGUCUUGACGGCGGGCAAACCAUGAUGAAUCGUACCGCGGUUGAGCUGCUGUCGCCUGCGAUCAGUAACAGCCACGAUGCGUUACACCUGUUGUCCGAGGCUGCAGGCCGGACGGAAGAUCUCAACCGUCAAAGUCUUGAAAAUCGUUACGCAGCCCGGCAGUCUGUCUCGUCGUUCAACUCACCCAUGUCACCCCUUACCCAGGCUGGCACACCCCGAAGCGCAGGAGGCUCUUUCUCGAGACCAGCUCGGUCUGGAAUGCAGAUGAAUAACUAUUUUCCAACGACUGGAUCGAGCUCGGUAGAUCAUCAAGCCUCUGAUGGUCGUGGCCAGCCAGGUCCUUCGGAAAGUCUUCCAGACCCAGGGUUUACGGAUGCUGUCAAGGCCUGGUCACGAUUGCGUUUCGUCCGUGCUGGUUGGCUUUCAGUCGAGGAAGCCAUGGCUUAUGUUGCAUAUUACUACAAAAAUCUGGCUCAUUUGAGCCCAAUCGUCAUUCCUGAUUUCUCUCAUCCUUCUACGCAUCGUACUUUGCUCACCGACGAGCCCGUGCUAGCUGUUACGAUUCUUACAACAGCAUCACGACAUAUGAAACCUAAGGGAGACGGAGCAUAUACCCGUUCCUUUUACAUCCAUGACCGGCUCUGGUCGUAUCUACGUGGGAUGAUUGAGCGUCUCUUUUGGGGUCAAGAAAAGUUCGGUGGGGAUAGUAUGGGAAUCAGUAAACCACGCUCGUUCGACCUAGCGCCCACAUCGGCGAAAGUGAAUCUCAAGGGCAAUCUGCGAUCCCUAGGAACUAUAGAAGCUCUAUUGGUCCUGACAGAUUGGCAUCCACGGAAUUUACAUUUCCCUCCAGGUGACGACGAGAACACACUGCUGGACUUGGAUGCCCAGACUCGGCCCGAAAAGGAUUCAGAAAUGGACGCCGACAAUAUCCUGAACCGUAACCAUAAUACCUCGGCAGAAGGCCGACUUGCUUUUCAGAAGUGGCUGGAACCUGCUUGGCGGUCCGAUCGAAUGUCCUGGAUGUUACUUAGCACAGCACAAGCCUUAGCAUUCGAGCUGGGUGUGUUCGAUCAGAAAAACGACGCGAAGGCGGCGAGCGAAUAUCCAGCUGAGCACACGCGAAAAAGGCGGCUUCGUCGCCUUAUCCUUGUGUACAACACGCAGAGCAGUGGCCGCAUUGGUAUUCCGUCGAUGCUUCCUCUCCCGCAAUACGCCAAUGACAUCCAACCGACAAAUGUAGCCAAUGUUAAAGGUGGCGAUGCGAACAUUGACAAAAUGCACGAUUGUUGGAUCGGAAUUACAAAGAUUAUGUAUCAGAGUAACCAACUGCUGUUCGCCUCCAACGAACAAACAUCAGAGUUGAUCCGCAGUGGUCGAUAUCGAGAUCAGAUUGAUAGAUUCCAGCCAUUUUUGCGGGAAUGGCGUCAGAACAUUGACACUCUUGAUCUUGCACCUCCAAUGAGGAUGCUCUUGAUGAUUGAGUAUGAAUAUACUCGAUUGUAUGUCAAUUCCCUGGCUCUACAGGCUGUAGUUGAUCGGUGGACGACCAUGUCGAACGAAGCCGCCCAAAACGCAAGGCCAGGAUCUGGGGCAACUUCAGCCAAUAGCUGGUUCAACGUGCUCAUGGAGUUGUACCGUGUCAAUGAACAGUAUAUCCAAGAGGUUGUUGACGCGUCGCGCAGGAUUCUGCAGACCGUACUGGAGGAGCUUAUUCCUGGAGAUCACCUCAAGCAUGCACCCGUCAGGACCUACUUCCGAAUCUUGUCUGGGAUGAUUUUCAUUCUCAAGACAUUCACUCUUGGUGCGAGAGAAGAUGACGUUCGUGUCUCCUUGGACCUCCAGGACCGAACCGUGGAAGCAUUACGGACACAUGUGGUAGACGAUGUCCACCUGAGUCACGCCAUUGCCCGACUGCUAGAGCUGCUCACGACUAGCAUUCGCACCCGAUUCUUGCGAUUCGCGCCGAUGGAUCGUGGCAACGACGCCGAGCACGACCGCGCGUCUGCGCCAACCUCCCGACCCCAAUCACCCCGUCUCCGCGAGAACCGCCGAGAUGGCGCGAGUAAUGGCUGGACACCAGGGCAAAACUCGACACAGAAUUUGGGCUAUGUUGACAGUAAUGGUCACUCGACCGGCACUCCGAUGACUUCGGUGCAUGACCCACUGGCUGGAAUCCCGGCACAGCCGAUCAACUCGUCCAACAUUAACGUUUCAUUCAUGCCCCCACCGCCAUCCGUGUACCACAACUACUAUGACCCGAAUGCAACGCCCCCUGCAGGGGAUCUGGACGGCUCGAACGUUCCAUCGCAAUCGAUGCAGGACUCUGGCGGACUGCCGGACUGGUUUGCCCUGCCACUCGACCAAUUCUUCAACAGCUCCACCCUAGUGGAUCAAGGUCUAGGGGGCACAGGACCGAUGGUGGGCGAAUUCGACAUGCUCGAAGUCCUCCUUAAUGAACAGUACGACGGACACGCUGACAAUCUCGAGUCCGCCGGCGGUGGCACCAUUCCGUCUCAAUUUUUGCAAUCAUCGUAA
Messenger RNA from Aspergillus bombycis, 3096 nucleotides. RefSeq names its product Zn(II)2Cys6 transcription factor domain-containing protein. Gene Ontology annotation, biological process: aromatic amino acid catabolic process; positive regulation of transcription by RNA polymerase II. The transcript has 6 exons. Bases 1 to 3096 code for a protein of 1031 amino acids. NCBI's taxonomy places the organism in Eukaryota, Fungi, Ascomycota, Eurotiomycetes, Eurotiales, Aspergillaceae. Gene Ontology annotation, cellular component: nucleus. Gene Ontology annotation, molecular function: zinc ion binding; DNA-binding transcription factor activity, RNA polymerase II-specific. The record is from RefSeq and is a predicted model, not a curated record.